This is a messenger RNA of Sorex fumeus (smoky shrew), 9537 nucleotides long. RefSeq names its product structural maintenance of chromosomes 1A (gene SMC1A). The coding region runs from base 87 to 3788 and encodes 1233 amino acids. Gene Ontology annotation, molecular function: ATP binding; protein binding; DNA binding. Gene Ontology annotation, biological process: sister chromatid cohesion. The transcript has 25 exons. The record is from RefSeq and is a predicted model, not a curated record. Lineage: Eukaryota; Metazoa; Chordata; Mammalia; Eulipotyphla; Soricidae. Gene Ontology annotation, cellular component: nucleus; chromosome; cohesin complex.
UGCACUGCGGUGUUUCCCGCGCGUGUCACCCCAGUUCCUGGGCGUACGGCGCGGCCUUUCGUACCGCCGCCGGCGCCGCAGCCGUCAUGGGUUUCCUGAAAUUGAUUGAGAUCGAGAACUUUAAGUCUUACAAGGGUCGACAGAUUAUCGGACCAUUUCAGAGGUUCACCGCCAUCAUUGGACCCAAUGGCUCUGGUAAGUCAAAUCUCAUGGAUGCCAUCAGCUUUGUAUUGGGUGAAAAAACCAGCAACUUGCGGGUGAAGACUCUGAGGGACCUAAUCCACGGAGCUCCUGUGGGCAAGCCAGCGGCCAACCGGGCUUUUGUCAGCAUGGUCUACUCUGAAGAGGGUGCCGAGGAUCGCACCUUUGCCCGUGUCAUUGUUGGGGGUUCCUCUGAGUAUAAGAUCAACAACAAAGUGGUCCAGCUACAUGAGUACAGUGAGGAAUUAGAGAAAUUGGGCAUUCUCAUCAAGGCUCGUAACUUCCUCGUCUUUCAGGGUGCUGUAGAGUCUAUUGCCAUGAAGAACCCCAAAGAGAGAACAGCUCUGUUUGAAGAAAUCAGUCGCUCCGGGGAGCUGGCCCAGGAGUAUGACAAACGAAAAAAAGAAAUGGUGAAGGCUGAAGAGGACACACAAUUUAAUUACCAUCGCAAAAAAAAUAUUGCGGCUGAACGCAAGGAGGCCAAACAGGAGAAAGAAGAGGCUGACCGCUACCAGCGCCUAAAGGAUGAGGUAGUUCGUGCUCAGGUACAGCUGCAGCUUUUUAAGCUUUAUCAUAAUGAAGUGGAAAUUGAGAAACUCAAUAAGGAACUCGCCUCUAAGAACAAGGAGAUUGAGAAGGACAAGAAACGUAUGGACAAGGUAGAGGAUGAGCUAAAGGAGAAGAAGAAGGAGCUGGGCAAAAUGAUGCGGGAGCAGCAGCAGAUUGAAAAGGAGAUCAAGGAGAAGGACUCAGAACUGAAUCAGAAGCGGCCUCAGUACAUCAAAGCCAAGGAAAAUACCUCCCACAAAAUCAAGAAGUUAGAAGCAGCCAAGAAGUCACUACAGAAUGCUCAGAAGCAUUUCAAGAAGCGUAAAGGUGACAUGGAUGAGUUAGAAAAGGAGAUGCUCUCUGUAGAAAAAGCCCGGCAAGAAUUUGAGGAACGGAUGGAAGAGGAGAGCCAGAGUCAGGGUAGAGACUUGACCUUAGAGGAGAAUCAGGUAAAGAAAUACCAUCGGUUGAAAGAAGAGGCCAGCAAGAGAGCAGCUACCCUGGCUCAGGAGCUUGAGAAGUUCAAUCGAGACCAGAAAGCGGACCAGGACCGGCUGGAUCUGGAAGAGAGGAAGAAAGUGGAAACAGAGGCUAAGAUCAAGCAAAAACUGCGGGAGAUUGAAGAGAACCAGAAGCGAAUUGAGAAACUGGAGGAAUACAUCACGACUAGCAAACAGUCCCUGGAGGAGCAGAAGAAGCUUGAGGGGGAACUGACAGAGGAGGUGGAGAUGGCGAAGCGGCGUAUUGAUGAGAUCAAUAAGGAGUUGAACCAGGUGAUGGAGCAGCUGGGGGAUGCCCGCAUUGACCGCCAGGAGAGCAGCCGCCAGCAGCGAAAGGCAGAGAUUAUGGAAAGCAUCAAGCGCCUGUAUCCUGGUUCUGUGUAUGGGCGCCUCAUUGACCUCUGCCAACCCACACAAAAGAAGUAUCAGAUUGCAGUAACCAAGGUUUUGGGCAAGAACAUGGAUGCCAUUAUUGUGGAUUCAGAGAAGACAGGCCGUGACUGUAUUCAGUAUAUCAAGGAACAGCGUGGGGAACCUGAGACCUUCUUGCCUCUUGACUAUCUGGAGGUGAAACCUACAGAUGAGAAACUCCGAGAGCUGAAGGGGGCCAAGCUGGUGAUUGAUGUGAUUCGCUAUGAGCCACCUCAUAUUAAAAAGGCCUUGCAAUAUGCUUGUGGAAAUGCCCUUGUCUGUGAUAAUGUAGAGGAUGCCCGCCGCAUUGCUUUUGGCGGACACCAGCGUCACAAGACAGUGGCACUAGAUGGUACACUGUUCCAGAAAUCUGGAGUGAUCUCUGGCGGGGCCAGUGAUCUGAAGGCCAAGGCAAGGCGUUGGGAUGAGAAAGCUGUAGACAAAUUGAAAGAGAAGAAGGAGAGAUUGACAGAGGAGCUAAAAGAGCAGAUGAAGGCAAAGCGAAAAGAAGCAGAACUACGUCAAGUGCAGUCUCAGGCCCAUGGACUGCAGAUGCGGCUCAAGUAUUCACAGAGUGACCUGGAACAGACCAAGACACGGCAUCUAGCCCUCAAUCUGCAGGAAAAAUCCAAGCUGGAGAGUGAACUAGCCAACUUUGGGCCUCGCAUCAAUGAUAUCAAGAGGAUUAUCCAGAGCCGAGAGAGGGAAAUGAAAGACUUGAAGGAAAAGAUGAAUCAGGUAGAAGAUGAAGUUUUUGAAGAGUUUUGUCGGGAGAUAGGUGUACGCAACAUCCGAGAGUUUGAGGAAGAGAAGGUGAAGCGACAGAAUGAAAUUGCCAAGAAGCGUUUGGAGUUUGAAAAUCAGAAAACUCGCUUGGGCAUCCAGUUGGAUUUUGAAAAGAACCAAUUGAAAGAAGACCAGGAUAAAGUACACAUGUGGGAGCAGACUGUGAAAAAGGAUGAAAAUGAGAUAGAAAAACUUAAGAAGGAGGAGCAAAGACACAUGAAGAUCAUAGAUGAGACCAUGGCCCAGCUACAAGACCUGAAGAAUCAGCACCUGGCCAAGAAGUCAGAGGUGAAUGACAAGAAUCAUGAAAUGGAGGAGAUUCGUAAGAAACUGGGGGGCGCCAACAAGGAAAUGACCCAUUUACAGAAGGAGGUGACAGCUAUUGAGACCAAGCUUGAACAGAAGCGCAGUGACCGCCACAACCUGCUGCAGGCCUGCAAGAUGCAAGACAUUAAGCUGCCACUGUCUAAGGGUACCAUGGAUGAUAUUAGUCAGGAGGAGGGUAGUUCCCAGGGAGAAGAUUCAGUGAGUGGUUCCCAGCGAACAUCAAGUAUCUAUGCACGAGAGGCCCUCAUUGAGAUCGACUAUGGCGACCUGUGUGAGGAUCUGAAGGAUGCUCAGGCUGAGGAGGAGAUCAAACAGGAGAUGAACACACUGCAGCAAAAACUAAAUGAGCAGCAGAGUGUACUCCAACGUAUUGCUGCUCCCAAUAUGAAGGCCAUGGAAAAGCUGGAAAGUGUCCGAGACAAGUUCCAGGAGACCUCAGAUGAAUUUGAGGCUGCUCGUAAGCGAGCCAAGAAGGCCAAGCAGGCAUUUGAACAGAUCAAGAAGGAGCGUUUUGAUCGCUUCAAUGCUUGUUUUGAAUCUGUGGCUACCAACAUUGAUGAGAUCUACAAGGCCCUCUCCCGCAACAGCAGUGCCCAGGCAUUUUUGGGCCCUGAGAACCCUGAGGAGCCUUACUUGGAUGGUAUCAACUACAAUUGUGUGGCUCCUGGCAAACGCUUCCGGCCAAUGGAUAACUUGUCAGGGGGGGAGAAAACAGUGGCAGCUCUGGCCCUAUUGUUUGCUAUCCACAGCUACAAGCCAGCUCCCUUCUUCGUCCUGGAUGAGAUUGAUGCUGCCCUGGAUAACACCAACAUUGGCAAGGUGGCGAAUUACAUCAAGGAGCAAUCAACUUGCAACUUCCAGGCCAUUGUCAUCUCUCUUAAGGAGGAGUUCUACACCAAGGCUGAGAGCCUCAUUGGAGUCUACCCUGAGCAAGGGGACUGUGUGAUCAGCAAAGUCCUGACCUUCGACCUCACCAAGUACCCUGAUGCCAACCCCAACCCCAAUGAACAGUAGCAGUAAUUUGCCCUUCUACCCUGUCUGGAUCCCUAAUGUUCUCCCCCUUUCACCCUCUGGAUAUUUGACUCCCAGCUUUCCCCUACCUCCUGUCCCUGUUAGGUUUAGGUAUGGGAUUUAAGCACUGCUAUCAAGCACGAAGAGGAACAGAGGUGAUGUUAGGUCUGGAGCAAAAUUUCUGAACUACAGGGAGCAUCCUGGCCUCUGGAAGGUGCUGAGCUGAACUGAGCUGCACAGGGCCAUCUGUCUGUUCUCCCUCCUCACCCUUCAGACCUCUUAAUCACCCAUAGCCAUGGGUCCCUUGGGCCCACUUGCAUUGCUUGUGUGUGGGUAUGUAUGUGUGCACAUGUGUGCAUGUGGAUGUGUUCGAAAACUAAUAAAGAUGAUGGAGACUGAUUUUAGAAGAAGCCUAGAUGAAUUUGAUUCAAAGAGAGCUUAGUAUGAUAGUACCCCAGAGCUUAGGCACAGCUAUUUAGGACCUCUUAAGGGACAGGCAGUCACAUGAAAAUUACCCUCAUUCACUAAUCUGUGUUUUCACUCAUUUGUGUAUUCAUCAAACACGUUCUGAACAUGCUCUAUUGUCAGGCUCUAUGCUAGAAAUACAGUGCCGAAUCAGACACUAUCUCCACCUUCCUCAGAGAUACAGUGAGUUCAUGAGUUUCUGUGGUUAUAUUAAUGUCAUGUGUAUAGGUACUUUGAAGAGAUGAUAAUCUGCAGGCUUCCUGGGAAAGGUCACAUUGGAGUUGAACCAUGACAGAUUGGUAGGAUUUGCUCAGGCACUAGGGAGCGUGGGACAGACAGUUGUGGGUUCUUGGCAUUGGGCAAAUCAUUUGAUCUUUCUGUGCCUCAGUUUCCUCAUCUGUAAAAUGGGGUUAACAAUAUUACCUACCUCAUAGAAUUUAAUGAUGUCAAGUUCAUUACUGGAGGCCUUAGUCCUGCUUGGAGCUCAUCAGGUGCCAACCUCUCAAUCUAUGACGUCUUGUGCUUGGACCCCUGAAGGUUUCUGAUCCUAAAUCUGUGAGAUGCCCAAUGCCUUGAUUAUUGGAAAGGUUCCAGGGCACUGAUGGUGUUUAGGUAAUAAAUAGAGGGCCUAAGGAAGCCUGUAGCUUCAGCAUUAUGGUAACUGGUGCCUGGGCCCCAGCUUGGGUUUGAGGAAAUAAAGAAGAGGUACCCUGGGCCACAUUUGGCUGACUGCAUGUGAUGUUCCUUUUGGGAACUAACCACAUUAGCUGUAGGAACCGUACUGAAGCAGCACAGCCUACUGACAUACUGUCAGACCCUAUCCUGAUUGUGUAUAUUACAUUUUUGUUUUUAAAAUGUUGAAUCCAUACUAAUUACCCAAAAAUUCAACACAUAAAUUCAUUUUCUUUAGAGAUUAUAUUUUACAGAUAAAGCUAGCUUCAUUAUUAAUCUCUUCCUCCUUUUUAUUGUAUUUUCAUCUAAAAUUAAAAAUUUUACAGAUAUAUGAAAUCAUUGAAAAUAUCAUGUUUAAAGCAAAUGACAAAUUGAUUUUGCUUUCUUAUUGUUUUUGAGAUCUAUGCAUGUUGCUAAAUGUAGAUUUAAAGACCUUCAUAUGAUUCUGCUACAUUUUACUUCCCAUUUCUCUAGUAGUGAUAGUGUCUUUUUUCAACUUUAGUAUGACAGAAUACUACACAGGAGUACCAUGUGUGUGCAUGCAUGUGUAUGUAAGUUUACUUAGAGUUCCUAGAGUUCAUUCUUAAAAGUUGAAUCACGGUGUCAUAGGAUAUUAUAUAUUUUUUAAUAGAUACUUCUAAAUUACCUUCUUGUACUCUUAGUAUUUCUAAGGUCUACCAUUGUUGUCUACUUUAGUUUUAGCCUAAGUAAUGUUAUAGUGAAACCAUGGCUUUUAUAUUCUAAUUAUGUAUUUUGUAUAUAGUAAAAGUCCCAAGUCUCAGAACAAAAUAAACUUGUCCAUAUUCAACCAAAGAAGUCACAUACCACCACGGUUAUAGUUUGAAAACUGCUGGCAUGAAUGGAAGAGCAGUUUGGGAGUCAGCUGUGGUUCAGAUCCUAGCUGUAAGAACUUGAACCCCAUUACUUCCUCUCAGAUACUUUGUUUCCUCACGUAGAAAGGGAUAUAGUAUAUGCCUACUUUGUAAGAGUACAGAUGAAAUAUGUUUGAAGCAAUUUGGCACCUAGCUCAUCAGAGGCUUUAAAGGCAGUGAUUGCUAUUCCCCCUACUUGACAGAUAAGGUCUAGGAAAGUUAAAUGACCCAACUAUCAGAUAAUAGUGAAAAACAGUGAGUGUUUGAACCCAGACUCUCCAUUCAUGUGCUUUCUCCACUGUAAGAAGUAGUUAUCUUGAUUUUGCACCAAGAAAUAGCUUGUUAAGUAUUUUCUUUUUCCUUUUUUAAAAAUUAAAGCAAUACAAAUACAGGUUAAAGAAUAAAAUAGUAAAUAAGGGCUUGUAAUGAAAAGCAGCAAUUUCUGUGGCAUCCCCGCAUCCAAAGGAUUUGGUUCUCCUUGUGCUGGUCACAUGUCUGGGAAUCUUAAUUCAGUGGGUGUGGAUAGUAAUUGGAAUAACUAAUCCCUACCUCACAGGGAUGGAAAGGAUUACAUUAUAUAUCUGGACUUAAGGCCAUGGCACAUAGGAAUGUGAUUGAGGUCUUGAGGAUCAGAGCGUAGAUGAUCAAUAUCCCAGUGGUUCAGUGGCAGAACUUUGACUUCAUCUUGGAUUUCCUUUGUGCCACACUACCGUGAAUCAUCACAUAUUUAAGGAAGGCUGUGUUCAUAGGUAAGCAAUCACUAUGGUAUAUUUUUGCAAGUAAGCUGAGCAAGUAGAAUCUUCAGUUUGCCGAAAGACACUAAGGUUGACUUUCUUAAACUCUGGACCAUUAACCUUGCUCUUGGUAAUCAAAGAAUACCCAGAAAAGUCUAUAUCAUUUUUUGGCUUUUUGGGUCAUAACUGGCGAUGCACAGGGUUACUUCUGGCUCAUGCACUCAGGAAUUACUCCUGGCGGUGCUCGGGGGACCAUAUGGGAUGCUGGGAAUUGAACCCGGGUAGGUCGUGUGCAAGGCAAACAUCCUACCCGCUGUGCUAUUGCUUCAGCCCCAACAAUCUAUAACUUUAAUUGGGCAUCUGACUCUAUGAGUCAUGUACACAAGAGUCAUGAAAUAAUUCAAAUAUUUAUCUUCCUUUUGAGGAGUUCACUGUCUAGUUGGGAGGGCAAUUCAUUCUUUAAAGAGCCAUUGAGCAUACAGAGUGAUCAGCACUUUGAUAGGAGCACAGAAUAAGGAGGAUCACUUUUUUGCUUAGCCAGAAGUUCAGGGAAGGCAUCAUCUCACCUAGGAGGUGAAUCUUAAGGAACUGGAAGGAAUUAGGUAAGGUACAGGAAUUACCAGGUAUUGAGAACAGUAUGCACAAAGACCUGAAGGCCAGAUGUACCAAACCAGUUAAGAAAUACUGAACACCAGUAUUCUUGAGGUGGGAAGAGCAACAAAACCUGAAGCUGGAGAGGUGAUGAAGGACCAUAUUUUGAAGGGGUUCUGAGGGACCAGUUAAAAAGUUCAGAUUUACUUUAUGUAAAUACUGAAUGAGCUAUUCACAGGAAACUGGGCAUCCUGGGUCCCCAGCCUCUAAAGGUCCAGUUUCUGCAACUUGGAUGGGGCCUUGGGAUCUUGAAUUUGUAAAUGUCAGCAUAUGACUUUAGGGUGCAGGUAGGUUUGAGAACUAUAGCCAGAAGGCAAUAGGGGAACCAUAGAAUGAUUUUAAGCAGGGGAGACACCUUUUUAAACUCACAUAUGAAUUUCAACAAACCCUUUCUUUUCUGGCCUACCUUUAUAGAAGUAGGUUAAGCAGGUUACUAUAUUAUAUAUUUGCUUGUUUUGUCUCUGAAUAAGCAGUAAGCACCAGAAGGGUGAGCUUGAUGUUAUCUUGCUGCUGGUAUACCCCUAGGAAAAAGCAUAGUGCGUAACAAAAUAGGCAGCCAAUUAAUUGUUUUUGAGUGAAUGUAACUUACUGAAUGCAUUUAUGAGGGAGAGAUUAGAGAUGGAGAUCAGUUGUAAAAACUAUUGAAUAAAGACCAGGAGGUCUUCUCUAGGACAGAGGCAGCGGGAAUAAUUAGAGGUCACAAAUUAUGAGUUGUUGAGGAAAACUGAUGAACUAAAGACUUGGUGUCUGUUGAUUGGAUGUAGAGGGUGACUGAGAAGAUAGAAUGAGUACCCAUUAAUAGCCAAGAUUCCUACCUUAUCCCAGUCACUUUUCCUCAUCCCUCUCAAUAAGAAUAUUCCAGCCUCUUCAGCAGCUGAAAUUCCUUCCACAUUCUGUGUGUGUUGUGUGGUCUCCCAUUUCCCUGGCCAUUGAUCUAUUCAUCCGGUUCAAUAAUCUUGGCUAAGUACCUCCUGUAUUCAGUGAGUCUCUCUCAAGCCAGUAUUUGACUCCCUUUUUCCUACCUCUAGAGAAUUUUUUGAGGGCUUCCCUAGCUAAGAGUUACAUCCUUUAUAAAUAACCUAAAGGGAGAUACCCAUAUAUCAGACCUGUAAGGAAACUUGCAGGCAUUGUCUAACUUCCCCUCCGGAGGCUUUUGGUGGGGGAAGGAAUUUGCCCAAGGUUCCACUAGUAGGAAUUGUUGAAGCUAGAACAACAAGUCCUUUCUCCACAUUAUUCCUAGAGCCUUGAAUUCUCAUUCCAGAGCAGGAAUGACAGAGGUGGCCAGGGAGAAGGUGGGACUCAAGUUGAGCCUUGAAGGUUGAUGUACUGAUAGGCCAAAAAGCAUGUCAGUUACCGCCCUGUUCUGUAUACCCUCAGUAAAACCUGCCAUGUCCAUAGUCCUUUCUUAGGGGUUCCUUAAGCAUGACGUGUUAUGCUCUGUACCAAGUGACCUCAAUCCUGACUACAGAUGGUUAGAUUGGAAUUGUAUCUCAUUCAAAGAUAGCUAGUCUCCAGGCUGGUGAGCCCCUAUUAGGUGGACUGAUGUAAGAAUGUCAUAGGGAGAUGGCCUGUAUCAAAUGGCAAAUAUUUAAAACACUCAGAUUGUUUUUUAGGGAGACUGAAUGUGAUACUUUUCAGAAAUGAGCAGUUAAUUAGAAUUUAGUGAGGCAGAAAUGGCGAAUGAGGGGUACCGGAAACUAAGCAACAAAAGCAAGGAGAAAGGUGUAGAAACCAUGAAAUGUAUGUACCAUGAAGCCAUGAAGCAACAAGAUAGCAAUGGGCCAAAAACACAGAAGCCAUGAAGCUAUAGAAGCCACAAUGUAGCAAAAGCCACAAGGAACAGAAAUCAUGAAAGGAAACUGAAACUGAGAUCCAUGAAGCAGCAAAAGACUUGAACAGACAAGAUCUGAGAAGUGAUAGAAAUGAGCAAGAGCAGAGCUGCAAGGUAGCUGAAACCAUGUGGUAGAAAGACUAUAGGAAUCAAAACUGCAGGAAUGAAAAGGUACAAAGAAGUAACAAAAGACCUGGAUUAACAGGAACUGACUCUCUAAGAGCCAAGAAGUUGCAAGAGCCUGGAGGCCCUGAAGGCUUGGCUAUGAAAGAGGAGAGCAGAAAUAAUGGUAGUCAGCAGUAGGAGUAUAAAUACAGCCAGAAAGAAGUUGAGUCACCAUUUUGGGACUCACUAGAGAGGAGAGCAACAGAUGCCUGCAGCUGAGGGGGUGACAAGAUAAACCAGGCUCUAGAGCUGCUUUUGGAUCAUGAACUGUUUUCAAGUUUCUGUUCUUUCAUGAGGCUGCCUAUGUAGCUGUUUUUGUCUUCCUUAUUUCCCUGUAAAUGCUUCAAUAAAUCUUCAUCAUU